Molecule: messenger RNA, 10947 nt
Organism: Phlebotomus papatasi
Lineage: Eukaryota; Metazoa; Arthropoda; Insecta; Diptera; Psychodidae
Product: titin-like
Exons: 1
Coding region: 1-6498 (2165 amino acids)
Source: RefSeq, a predicted model, not a curated record
AUGAUUCAGGAUCUUCAAUCAACAUUCUUCGAAGAAAGGAGUGAGAAGAGAAAGGAGCUGUCGAAAGGUGGUGGAAAUGGGCUAUGUAAGGCACAGGGAAUAAGAUUAGUUAAAAAUAGUGUAGAAAAAUCUAAAGCAGGAAGUUGGAAUUGUAGAUCAAAGAGUGACUCCAUUUCGCAUGUUCCUGUGAUAAAUUUAUGUGAUGGAGAAGACAAGAUAGAAAAGCCCAUGAUUAUUGUCGAGAUUCUGGACAGUGAUGAGGAGAUUGAAGGGAGAAAGGCUGAUGAUACAGCUGAAAUGCCCACAGAGACAGCUAAACAGGUUCCUAUUGAAGAUAUUCAUGAAAAUUAUGUAGAACGGAAGGAUUCUCUGCCGGCUGUUCGGCAGAAAAGGGAGCAACCGAAGCGACGACUUCCGAAGAGGAAGAUGCUAAAGGUUCCCAAGAGAAGAAUCCACCGGACACGGAGGAAAAGAAUCUUGGUGAGGAAACGAAAAGUUGAGACUACGUCUCUGCUUGGUUCAAGUGAAGUUGGUCCAGAAGAUCCCAGUGAGGUAUAUUCCAAUGUCAGUGAUACCCCUCUAGAUGAUGAUCUUCUGGUUGAACCAAUUUCUGAGCAUGAUGUGCCAGAAUCUACAAGGGAUUCUUGCAAUGCAACUCCAGUUCUGGAUGAACAUCCUAUUCAUGAAGAUGAAAAUACUCAAUGUCUCGAUGAACAGACAGAUUUGGGGAAUUCCAGGGUUAUUUUCAGUACGUCCUUCAAAGGACGACACUGGAAGGAUUUCUAUUCGAAGGAUCUCGAAGAACAUCCUCCGAAUGGGGCAAGAGUUUCAGUAAAUCAUUGUGAUUUUGAAGUCACUACAGUAGAAGCAGGCAGAAAAGAGUUCGGCAGUGAGAACAAUGAAGUCUUAUCUGAAUCUUGUGAACCCUGUCACAAUGCAGAGAGCUCGAUUGAUAAGACAUGCAGAGCAAAUUCCAGUGAAUUAAAUGAUUCGAGAGAAUGUGAGAAAGAGGAAUUUGAAGUAGCAGAAGAGGGCAAAAAAGUAAUGGUAGAGAAGUCUGCAGAAUCUUCACCGAGGAAGGCGGAAGUAAAUAUUCCUGAACAAGAGAUAAAAGAAUUGUCUCUUGAGGAAAAAGCUUCUGAAAAGGAUCCAGAAGAGACAGUUGAAAAUAUGGAAGUUUGUAAAGUGGUGGUUCCAAGAGUUCCUGAAGAGGUUCUUCCAGAACUCUCUGAAGAACUUACUCCGAAUGAGUCUGAAAAAUUUGUUUCAGAAGGAUUCGAAAGGUUUUGUAAAGAUCUUGCUUCAGAAGUUCCUGAAGAGAUUUCUGCAGAAGUCUCUGAAAAUCUUCCUCCUUCGGUCCCUGAAAAAGUUAAUUCAGAUAUUUCUAAAAGUCCUACUUCAAAAGUUGUUGAAGAUCUUGUUUCAGAAACCCCUAAAGAUUCAGCUGAAGAUCAUACUCUUGAAACUCCCAAAGAGCAUCAUUCCGAUGCACUUGAAGAGCUUCCUUCAGAUGCCUUUGAAAAGAUUGCUCGAGAAGUUUCUGAAGAGUUUACUGAAGACGUUGCUGAAGUAUUUUCUCUAGAAGUUUCUGAAGAUCAUACUGAAGAUCUUUCUCCAGAAAUAUCUGAAAAGAUUCCUCGAGAUGUUUCGGAAAAGCUUACUGAAGAUGUCGCUGAAGAGCAUGCUCCAGCAGUCUCUAAAACGAUUGAUCGAGAAGCUCCUGAAAAGCUUAUUGAAGACACUGCUGAAGAGUUUAUUGCAGAAGCCUAUAAAAAGAUUCAUCCUGAAGUUCCGGAAAAGCUAACUGAAGAUACCGCAGAAAAGCUUGCUGCAGAAGUAUCUAAAAUGAUUGAUCGAGAAGUUUCUGAAAAACUUACUGAAGAUACCCCAGAAAAGCUUGCUCCGGAAGUCUCGAAAAAGAUUGCUCGAGAAGUUUCUGAAAAACUUACUGAAGAUACAGCUGAAAAGCUUGCUCCGGAAGUCUCGAAAAAGAUUGCUAGAGAAGUUUCUGAAAAGCUUACUGAAGAUACCCCUGAAAAGCUCGCUCCGGAAGUCUCGAAAAAGAUUGCUCGAGAAGUUUCUGAAAAGCUUACUGAAGAUACCCCUGAAAAGCUUGCUCUGGAAGUCUCCGAAAAGACUGCUCGAGAAGUUUCGGUAAAACUUACUGAAGAUACCACUGAAAAGCUUGCUCCAGUAAAGUCGACUCAAGAAGACAAGCCUUCAAAUGAGAACACAAAAGUUCUAGUUGAAAAACUUGAAGAUAGAGAUAAGAUGGAUUCUGAAAACAAAUAUCCAGAAUUUAGUGACAUUUCAGACAAUGAAAUGAAUGUUGAUGAAAUAGAUAGGGCAGAUGAGGAGCUUUCAGAAGAAGUUUCUCUUGAGUCUGGUCCAACAGAAGAAACGACUGUGGAAUCGACAACACAUCCAAAUGGUGAAGAUGACGAUGAAGAUGAUAUUCCCCUGAAGAAAUUGUCCUCAAAUAAAAAUGAAGCGUUGAGAAUAACUUACAGACUUCAGCGAACGAGGAAAUACAAACCAGCAGGAACAUACUGUGAAGAUUCUCCACUUCUGUACGAGGAAUUCUUUUCCAAUGGAGAGAUUUUUGAAGAUCUGCCAAAGGAGACGGAGCCCGAACCAGUUGAGACUCAACAGGAUUUCAUGAAGGUUAUGAAUUUAGUACCACGUGAAAUAGAGCCUGAAGAGGCAGAAGUAAAUCAGGAAGAAGAACAGGAGAUUACAAAUGAAGAUUCCCCUGAAGAUCAUGCAAAGAAUGGUUCACUAGAUGAAUCUGAAGCACUGCCUACUAUCCCGAUUGAGAAUGGAUAUGCGUCUGAAGAUCCGGAGAAGAUACCAACAGAAGAACCUCCUGUUCAAGAAUCCAAUGUUUCCAGUGCCCUUGGUAAUAAUGAAGAUGACUUCAAAAUCAACAAAGAAAACUCACUAAUUUCUUUCUGCACUAAGCCAUCUCUUGAAGCUCCAAAGCUCAAAAUCCUAUCACCUGAGGCUCUGUUUUGUGUAGAAAAACCCUCCAGUAUACAAGAAGAGCACCUGGAAAAGAGCAAGAGAAAAGGUUUCAGUUACGGAAAGAAGAUAAAGAGAAAACGACACAAAUCCUUCCCUAUACCAAGCAAGAAUAACAUCCUAAAACCGCCUUUUCUCAAGUCAGCUCUCAAAUCCUCAAAUACCCCAACAUCUCCUAUCAAGCGUCGAGUAUCGUUCAAUUUGGAAGUCACAGAGGCUGAUACGGAUGACUUUUUCAAAUGCUACAGAGUUCGGAAACGAAGAGAAGAUUCCUCCGAUGAAUCAAUAUCUGGACACUCGCACAAGCGAAAAGGUGGAAAGGAAUCCAAGAAGAAGAAAAGACAUAAGAGAUCUCCUCUGUAUCAAAGCAGUGCAAUAAAUGAUUUAGAUACUGAGUUUCAGGAGAGAUUUUCACAAUGUUUAUCAAUUGGAGAUAUACCAGAAGAUGCUGAAGAUGAUUCUAAGAUAGAGAGUUCAAAGAAUUCUGAGAAUAUUCCAGAAGUUGCAGAAGAAAAUUCAUCUUCUCAACCUGAAACUGAAGAUACGAAUUCUUCAGAAAAUGUACGAAGUAUUGAGGAUAACUCUCUGAAUUCCCAGGAAUACGAUGAUUUUAGGGAAGCUUCAGCAGAAAUAGGUGAAGGUAGUGAAAUAUCGACGCCCGAAGGAGCAGAUUUUAUGAAUGAAGAUGAGAAUGAUGAUGCAGGAAGUAUUGAAAAUGUUGAAACUUCUCACAAUCAAGAUGAAGAUGAUAAAAAUGAAGAUGAUGAUGUAUUUGCUGAGAAUGAUGAUCCAUCCAAUCCUAUUGAGUUCGGAGAUAUUUCAGGAGAUAUCUUUGUUUCGAGUUCUUCAGAAAAUGAAGAUGAUAUGGAAGAUCGGAUGGAGGUGUCAGGCAGGAAUGGUCAAAAAAUGAUAAUGAUGCAUGUAGAGGUGAUGUUGGAGAAGAUAAUUGAUUCAAAGAAAUUCUGCAAGCAACGCGGUAUCAAAUAUAUUUCUAAGCAGGAUUAUCAGGAUGGAAAGAAGAAAAAGUCCAAGAAGUGCAAGCACAAACACAAGAAACGUCGAAAAUCAAGAAGAGAAUCGAGAGAUAUGCCUCCUGAGGAAGAAGUGUUGGAGGAUCAGAUGAAAAUUGAGAAGAAGUGUAAUGAAACAACGGAGGAAGAACUAUGCGAGAUGUCUCCGGCAGAGAACAAUCAAUCAGCAGAAUUUGCUCCGGCAGUUGUUCCUGUGUCGGAAAAAUCUCCAGGACCGAUAAAAUUGAAACUGAGAUCGCAGGAGGAGUUGAUGAUACCAGAAAUGAAGCAAAUGCAAUCGAUACAGCAAUCGAUUCAGCAAGUCGAUACGUUGGAUUUGGAGAAUGUAACUAGGUUAGAUUAUCACUAUCUAGACAAUCAUUAUUUGUUUGACUCAUCAGAAGCUCAUUCAAAUAUCAAGGAAGACAUUGAACAGACCAUUCAGAGUCUGAUAACCCUUUCGGAGCCGGAUGACUUUACGAAUCGAUCGGAGUACUUUGAAUAUGAUAGUGGAAAGUCGAGCAAUGUGAAAUCUACGAAUUCUUCAAAGGGUUCUGAUCAGAAGACGCCAUAUACGGAAGAAUCACCAGGAGUAAUAGGUCUUCUCAAUGAUGAUAUGACAAUGAUGACAUCAGUAAUGCCCAUUGAUAUUUGUCCUCAAAAGAAUGGACCAAUUGAAAUGGUACGGAGGCAGCAGCAAGUGGUCAGCAUGAGUGAUAUUCUGGCACCGAAAAAGGCUACUCCCGAACCUCCGGCAGAAUGUCUGAGUUUCUAUGAUAGUGGCAGUGAUAAGAAUAUCACGGGAGAGUCCUUUUGCGAUGAGAACCAUUCAGUUCGGCAGGAUAACUCCAAAAUGCCCGGAUUUAGCGAAUCACCUAAUGAAAUCAGAUCAUCCAGUCCAUAUGUACGAGUUCUUUCCUUCGAUGACAUUCACAUGGGCAAAGAUAUGUGCGAUGAACCAUGUGAUGUUUUAUCCAAAUUUCACAUGACUCCUCCGCGGCAAGACAAUGAAUUUGUCACGAUCAACAAGAAAGAUUUAGCUGACAUCUCUUCGGUGUCUAUCUCUCCGGAAAUCCCACAGAAAAAUUCAACAGAAACACUUCCCACAGACAAACAACAAUGUCAGGAAGUUGUGCAGCAAGUACAAGAGCCAGAUAAGAGCAUUGAUGUAAGCGAUGAAAGUUCAAGUAGUUGGAAUUCCGGAGGGAAUUCACACGAAGUUGCAGAAGCUUCGCGAAAAACUGUCGCUACAGAAAAACCUCCAGAACCACCAGCACAACCCAAAAAGCCUCAAGAUAAACCUCGACCCAAAGUGAAAUCAGACAAAGUGACCAAGAUUCCACCGAAAGAAGCUCAGGUCUUCUUCCCAAUUAAAUGCAACGAAAGGAUUCCCGUAUCCAAGCAUACGCCCAUUAAAAAUCGGUCUACAGCUACUUACUCAUCGUCCAAGACAACUAUCAUCCGGAAGUCACCUUCACCAGCCAGACGGACAAUUACCUCGACAAGAGAAUUUAGGGAGAAGCCAUCACAUAACCUUCUCGAUAUGCCACAGUUGAUUGAUGAUGAUGUGGAAGAGACAGAGAGAUAUCCCAGUAAAUCAUUUAUAAACAAAUCGUAUACUCCAAAGAGAAAGCCCGAAGAGGUGCCAAAGAGCCCGGGGCAGCCCAAGAUGACUGGGGAGGAACUCUUUGAUCAGUUGAAGAAGGCUGAACUGCAGACAAAGUUGAUCGGAAAGAUUCCACUGAAACGAACAGAAAGUACUUCAACAGAAUUAUCAAAAUCGUCAAUGAAUGAUAUCGAAGUGGUAUCUCCUCUUGAAGCUGUGACCAAGCAACCAGAGACAAUCCAUCCACCUCCGGCAAAAAUAGCCAAAAUCCAUCCACAAGUGGUAGAUAAGGAGGAAUCUCGGAGGAGGAAACAUGGUCAAGUAUAUAGGAGAGAUCCUUUUAGAAAUCCCGAAAUGACAACCUCAUCAUUGUCCCCAGAAAUGAAAGCUCGUGAGAAUCUUGUGAAAGAACUUGGGCUUUCCAUGGGUGUUGAUGAUUCCACUCUUAAGGUUAGACUGGAGCAUAAAUUGAAUGAAUUGAAUGCUCUGCCAACUCCUCUGGUGUACUCGGAACACAAGGAACUGAAGGCAAGAAAGGAGUCACUCCAGAAGCACCUUAGUAUUCUAACAGCCAGAUUGGGUAGUAGUAGUUUUAGAUCGAAGCCAAUAGCCCUUGUGCCACCUUCAAAUACAAAUCGUGUCAAAAGUCCAGUGGCGUCGUCGUCCUUUGAUCGCUUCCAGGCAGACGUUUCGAGUUCAUCGAGUUCGUCAACACCAACAAAAUCUCGACCACAGUCCAGUAAUCGACCACACCAGAAUUCCUGGAAUCCUGAACACAUCCCCACAGAAGUAAUAAUAGCGACGUAUCAACAAAAAGCUAAAGAUAAACAAUCAAAACGCCAUCACUAUGUCUAUACCUAAGAAAAUCUUUUUUUUUUAAAUUUCAAAUUUCGAGGGACAAAAGAAUAUUUUACAGUCAAAAAAAAUCAAAAAAUAUUUGAAAUUAAAUGCAUUUACCACACAAAACAACAGCAACACAAAAAAUAGCAGAGAAAUAUUUAAGGAUUGCUGAGAUUUCUAGCACACAGAUAAGUAAAGAUAUUUAAAAAAAAAACAAAUCACGGUUAAAACAUUUGGAAAUGAAUUUUGGGAUAAAAGACUUUUCAGGGAAUUUCUAUGAGAAACUGUAGGUCUUUUUUUUUUGUAAUUCUUAAUAUGCAAGGAAGUUGUAUUGAACAUUCAAAGGAGACUCCGCCCUAAAAGAAAAUAGCCCAUGUCUCCUUCAGUGGUUAUGACAAAUUGUUAUUAUAAAAUUAAUGUUGAUAUUGUUGUUCUUCAAAUUUGAGGUAAGACCUUUCUCUUAAAUUCGAAUUUUCAUAAGAGGUUACUGUAAAACUUUUGAGACAAACAACUACUAAAAUUAAGCCACGCCCAUAAAUCGUGUCCCGAAUUUAAAUUCCAAGAAGACAAAUGACUCACAUUAAAAAACUAUAGUACAUACAAAAAUACUAUUUAUAUUUCUUGAAAGUGUAUUUCAUUGUGAUUCAAAUCCACUUUAUGGUUUUUUAUUCAAGCGGUUUCUCCGCGAAAUCUUUGCACCAUCUUCUUUACUCCCCUCAUAAGGCUCUGAACAAGGUCGUCCCCACGAUCUCUGACGACUUUCUUCCACUUUCGUGCGAAGUCAUGCAAAUUUUUGGCUGGAUUAGCCUUCUUCUUCAAGUCUCCUUUCAAAAUUCCCCAUUAUUUCUCAAUGGGGCGGACUUCUGGAGAGCAGGGCGGCUUGACCUUCUUAUCUACAUAUUUGACAUUGUUGUUGGCAAACCAUUCCAGGGUGGCUUUCGCGUAAUGACAUGAUGCCAAAUCAGGCCAAAAUAGAGGAGGGAUGUCGUGGCUUUGAUAUAGUGGCAAAAGUCGUUUUUAGAGGCACUCUUUAUUGUAGAUAUCCGCGUUCAUCGUCCCUGUUAUGAAAAAUUCUUCGCUGCGACAUCCACACGAGCAGAUUGCCAUCCAAACCACAUAUUUCUUCGGGAACUUGUCGCAAUCUUUGAACCUGUACUUGCUGGCUACACACGUACGAGUCUUCGCCGUGUAAAACUGUUGGCCGGGCAACUGAGUAAAUUCACCUUUUACGACAGUUUCGUCGUCCAUCAAAAUGCAUCCUUGAAAGCCUUUCAAAACUCGAUCACUCAGAUUUCUCGACCUCGUUUUGGCACUUUGCCUCUGCUUUUCCGUGCGAUGGGGAACAGCUUGAGCUUUGUACGUUAUCAAUCCGUUAUUCUCUUUGAUUCUCUGCACUAAGCUCUUGGAGAUCCCCAGCUUUUUGCCCACAUCUCUGACUGAAAGACAAGGUUGCUUCUGGAAAAGCGCCAACACUCUCUUCUCCAUCCUCUUGUUUACAGCUCCAGGUUUUCUGCCACAUUCUGGCUUUCGAACAACAGUCUUGAGUUCCUUGAAGCGUAAUAUAACCCUUCGCACCGUGGAUAGACACUUUCCGGUGAUCCUUCCGCUUUCAGAAUAGCUCGCUUUUGGAUUCUUUAGGUACUUGUCCACGAUCAAUUUGCGCAGUUUCUCAAUUUUUAUCACUUUUCUCAGCCAAAACACAACCUUUUUCAAUAUUUUUUUCAGAAAUGAAAAGCUGACGAAAUUCUCUUGAAACGUCAAAAAAAUCAAAACAAAACUCAAUUCCUAUUGUGACUACCUUCAUGUCGAAAACUUAUCAUUUAAAUCCAGGACACGCUUAAAUAAGAAUGUAAUUUUGCUCUUUUCACUCUUUUUUUUUCUUCUUUUUUUAUCAAACAAUGUAAGAGGGGCGGACCCUAUCUGUUUGAGAAAAAUAGAUAUCAAUAUCAAUACAAAAGAAGCCCAAAGGCACUUCCUCGAAGCAUCCUAGAGUUGAUGGGAGACAAAUCGUGUUGGAAAUGACUGCCUAACAUGAAAACUUCUGUUCGAUAUGAAGGAUAUCAAGAUAUCAAAACAUAUUCACAAUAAAUCAAUUCUCCUUAGAGAACAUGGGAUUCUGAUACCGUUUCUUAGACUCAUAAUCCUCUCGUUCAGUAAUAACCUUCCCGAUUUGAGAGCUCUCUUCAGUAGAGGUUUUUCCUUUACCGAUUCGAAGGUAUAUCAGAGAGAAUUUACCUAAAAACCCGUUGGAAGUUCGAACGUUCAAACCGACGAGUUACACAAAAAUGAGCAAGUUCCUAAAAAGGACAUCUCUUUGAGUGAAAGUGCAAUUAAGACGUUCUUCCAUCCUGAAUUUCCACAAAACUACACAAAAAAUCACUUUUUGCAGCAAAAGUUUGCACACUGUUGCUGACAUUGUUGACGAUUGAAGUGUCAAGAAUAUCGAAAUUCGAAAUGGCAGAACAAUCAGCGCUAAAGCGGCGAGUACGUGAACUUGUACUUUAGGCUUCCGGUAGAUUUUCGAAUGGGUUUGGCUUGGCUUUGGAUUGGCAUUGUCUCUUCGAAAGGUUAUUACUGAACGGAGCCAAUGAGUCAAAACAAGUUGAAGUGCACGAGGCAAUUGGUUAAGAUUAGUAGAAAAGACAGUCAGAGUCGGUGCCCCUAUAGCGUAGCGGUCAGAACAUAAUCCUAAAGGUCCUAAGAUCCGAAAGGUUCUAAGUUCAAGCCUAAGUGGGUUCAGGAUAUUUUCCUGUCGUGCUGAAUGUCACCUCUCUCUGUGCACAAUUACAAAAACUCUUGGGAUUUCGAACCAAGUGAAGUCCUGCUCGAAACGUACUCUCGGUAUCAAGAUAGCACAGUAAGUGGAAGAUUUGGCAUUAUCGUAGAUGCGGAUGACUUUGUCUUUCGUGGGUGACUUUGCCUCUCAUGUUCAGAAGCUUUUCUUUAAUUUUAGCAUUUAAGAAUGGUCUUUACCGAUCCGAGUUGUCAAUUUUAUAUAAUGAAAGGAAUCUUUCGGGUUCCGUCUACAACUUUUAGGUUUUCCGAUCGGCUUAGUUUGUUGGAGAAGUUUUGCAGUACCUCCAAUUGAAUGUUAAAAAUUCAAAAAUUUAAAAAUGUGUUGGAUAUAAGCGAUAUAAAUUUUGAAGGAGGCGUGGCCUAAAAUUUCUUUAAUUGAAAAAUAAGCUGAGAAAGUUCAAUGGAACGUUUUUGCAAUGAAGACGACUUAGAGAAAAAACAUUACAGAUUUUCGUAGUUAUACGUCCCUUUUGGUAAUUAAAAAGUUCGUUUUUAUGAAUUAUUUUUUAGGGUUUUCUUAAAAAAAAAGAAUAAAAUAACAUAAAAAGAUUAUAUAGCACAGUUCUGCUUCAAAAUAUAAUUUUUAUUUGUGUUUUUCUCAAACACGAAAUUAAUGGUGCAAAUCUAGGAUUGUACUACUUUCUAGAAUAGGCUUACAUAUUUAGUUUUCUUUUUUAUUAGGUUUUUUUCUGUGAUAAUUUUCCACUCCUCGUGAAGAUAAUUUUGAAAACAAAAAAAUAGUAACGUAUAGAAAUAAAAAGAGGCAAGUUAGAGCAUUGAGAAAAUGUAAUUGUUCAGUCAAUCGUACGUAAUUCAAAGUAUGCUAUCCAUUUAUAUUAAUCCUCUACCUCCAGACCUAAUAAGUUCGUCAAUGAUACAUAAUAUUAUAUUUAUAGAAUAGAAAUAUCAGUAGAUUAAAACAAAAAUUAAGUCAUGAUUGAGAUAUAUCACAAGGGAGAUCUUAUUUAAACGUUUUAAGUUUUCUUCAUUGUAAAUACGAAAAGAUAGAAGGAGGUGAAUUUAGUAAUUUAAAAAAAAAUGAAAACUAACAAUUUUUCCUACAAAAUACAAACGUAAGAUAGUGACGUAAUGUGACGUAAUAUAAAAUAUCUUAAUAGAAUUUAUCAAUGUCUAGGAAGAAGCUCGCUUUUCGGAGUAAUUCAAUUUUAGGAUAUUUCUAUUGGUAACAAUUUUGCAGAUAGGUGUGUAAAUAAUUUAUUAUUAAAAGAAAAAAAACAACAAAAAAUGAGAAAGAGGAUGUUUAGUAGAAUUUUAUUUGCAUAAACAAGUAAUUUAAUGGACGGAUCCACACGAGCUCAAGACUUAUUUCAAAUAUAUAUUACUUUAUAGUCCUUCUCACAACUUUCAAGCAAAAGGCUGCAAAAGUAAGGGGUGUAUAUGGUGGUUAAAAAUAAGUCUUAAAUUUAGGAGUAUAAGUUUAAAAUAUUCAGAUUUAUUUAACGUAUUUGCAAUCAGUUGAGAUUUUUUUCCUGCCCAUGAAGCACAUAAGCUUCCCUCCUUCCUAGUUUCUUUAUUUUUUGUCUUCAGGAUUAAGAGCAAUAAAUUCAGUUUGUGUGCGUGUGAGAAAAAUAUAAAUUAACUAUAUAUACGAUAAAUAGUGUACUGAGAGAAAGUCGAUAAGAGAUACGAAAUAAAAUUGAAUAAUAAAAUUUA